CAUGAACUUAGGCACAACAGUUAACACUUGGACAGGAAUUUAGUCACCGAUGUGAUAGCAAUAAGGAGAAGUGGUGAGGCGGCAGUGCACAGUCUGGGUGAUCAGCUUGAGUGAGCAGAAGAUAACAAUAAGGAGCGAUUAAGAACCAGCUAUAACCGGAUCCGGGAAACACUUGGGGCUAAGUAGGUGAAAGGUGAGGAGUAUGUGGCCACAGGCAGCUAUGGCACAUGCGUAGUAGAGAAUAGUAAAAGCCAGAGCUGAACUACAGAUGGGGACGCCCACUUAGGGAGGCCCGAGGGAAUACAAACAUUGGCACCUGAAUACAUAAUGAAUGGGAUGUAUAAAAGAAGACUGCAAACUCUGUAUCAGGUUCUCUCCGGUUCUCCGGGGGCACCCGACUCUGCAGACUCGCAAUAAAAGAACUUGUUUCCACGACUUUGUCUCCAGUAGUUCUGUGAUUGUGAGCACGGGUGUUUUGAUAAAUCUCACAAAUUUGGGGGCUCGUCUGGGAUCGCCACUCCGAGACGUCCGACGGCGGGUCUACGAAGAGGGAGAGGUGCACCCCGCUGAGUUCAGUGGUCCCUGAAGUCCUGGCCCGACGUUGGGUGGUCUGACCGAGCGACAUCCGGACAGGAGACUCUGCAAACAAAUGGUGGUAGGACAUCGGUAGCACGCUGCGAUCAAGCAAUUCUUGUGCAGAAGACCCGGAGCUUAAAACCAAAGGCUUGCUGGCACAGAGCCCUCCUCUGGAUUUCUCCAUCCACCCGAUAAAGGCAGGAGAUUGGGUUCUUGUCAAGUCGUGGAAAGAGGAGAAGUUACGGCCGCAGUGGUCUGGCCCAUAUCUAGUGUUGCUGACAACGGAAACAGCGAUUCGAACAAAAGAAAAAGGGUGGACGCACGCGGCGCGGGUAAAGGGACCAAUGGACCCAUCAACCGAGGGAGAGUGGGAAGUCCGAGCGGGGGACAAUCUGUUGAUAUUACGGAUUAAGCGAAAAAGGACGAUGAAGGACAGUAACCAGUUCAAAAUUGUACAUCACAGUCUGUUUACUAUACUGUAUCUUGUGGUUUGCGGAAGCGGGUUUAAUUAUUUUACUACACUCUGUGCGAACUGUGCUAGACAGAAGGGACAGGCCACUUGUUGGGUAUGUGCGGCCAUCCCACAUCAUGGGGAAUCCGGAAUCCCUCUUACCAUUCUGCCUAUGACUAGGGAGGAAGUAGGCGAGGUGCUGCAGUUCAACGCCACUGUCAGCGAUACGUGGGAGUCGAGCGGGAAUACAUGGAAUUCUAGUUCCGGGAAUUGGUGGCCGCGUUGGGGUAGGUGGAAAGGGAACAAGGGGAAUUACAGUUUCAAGGGAUGGUUUCCCCGACCGGCCCCACGGACCAAGGGACAAUUGACGGUCUCAGAGUGACACCACCUGGGGGACAGGUUAACUCAACAUGUUUCUGUAACUGGAAUGUGAGCGUCCCGUUCCAAUUGGGGAAGUCGUCCUGUAAAGUGCACCAAGUGGCCCACGAAUAUAGCCUGUCCAUACCAUUAAACGGGACAUAUUGGGUAUGUGACACCAGAGCAUAUCCAUACCUGCCUGGGGAACAACAUGAACAUCAUGGAGCCCAGGGAUCCGGCAUAGAGCGGACAUUGCCACCUGAACAGAAGGGGUGGAGUGGUUGUUGUUACCUAGCCUACCUAGUCCCUCAUGUACACAUCCCGAAACAAGUCCCAUGGACUAGAAAGGAACGGGGGAAGAAGAGGCGCAAACCCAGAAAGGUGACGGAGACUGACCGCUUGUUCUGGACCCUCUUUCCUCCUUAUGGGGCGGCUCGGGCAGGGGUAGAAAUUCAACAGUUAGCUGCUUCCUUGGAGGAACUGGCCAAUGGCACGGCCAUAGCUCUAAGUGAGACGCAGACCCAGGUGCGGGCCCUCACUACUGAAAUGAUUGCCCUCAGAUUAGUGGCCCUCCAAAACCGAAUGGCCUUGGAUUUUAUACUCGCUGAGAAAGGGGUGACCCGCGCUCUGAUUGGGAAUGAAUGUUGUACCUCUGUCCCCGAUGAGUCGCAAAACAUUACUAAUCUCUCCCAACAUAUUCGGGGUCAAAUUGAUAAAAUACGAGAAGCGGGGAAUAGGUAUCGCAAGGAGGCAGGGUGGGAAUGGGGCAGUUGGGGCUUGACUGGAUCGGGUAAUUGGUUGGUGAACCUAGCGAUUUAUGGCCUAAUCAUAGUGGUACAACUAAUAAUAGGCCUGAACAGCCUGAAAUGUCUAUUGGCCCGUAUGAUGCCGGCCUCCCUGACCAACACGAGAACAGCACUAUUUAUGAUGAAAACCCCGGACAGCGAGCACAAUGACGACACCCAAUGGAGAGAGAUUAAUUACAUGUUGGCCAACUUAGAAAACAACUGAAGGAACAGGGAGGGAACUCUGAGGUGUAGUUUAACCAAUAAUGCGUGGCAAAAGAAAAAGGGUGGAAUUGAGAGAAAUGGAGUGCUACAGGACAGUCGUUAAACUACAGUUAACACUCAUACAUGAACUUAGGCGCAACAGUUAACACUUGGACAGGAAUUUAGUCACAGAUGUGAUAGCAAUAAGGAGAAGUGGUGAGGCGGCAGUGCACAGUCUGGGGGAUCAGCUUGAGUGAGCAGAAGAUAACAAUAAGGAGCGAUUAAGAACCAGCUAAAACUGGAUCCAGGAAACACUUGGGGCUAAGUAGGUGAAAGGUGAGGAGUCUGUGGCCACAGGCAGCUAUGGCACAUGCGUAGUAGAGAAUAGUAAAAGCCAGAGCUGAACUACAGAUGGGGAUGCCCACUUCGGGAGGCCCGAGGGAAUACAAACAUUGGCGCCUGAAUACAUAAUGAAUGGGAUGUAUAAAAGAAGACUGCAAACUGUGUAUCGGGUUCUCUCCGGUUCUCCGGGGCCACCCGACUCUGCAGACUCGCAAUAAAAGAACUUGUUUCUUCGACUUUGUCUCCAGUAGUUCUGUGAUUGUGAGCACGGGUGUUUUGAUAAAUCUCACACCGCCUCUUUGGUUUACUCUUGAUCAUCAGCAAAGUGAUGGAAGGUGUUAUCAACAGUGGCUAUCAAGCAGCACCUGCUCAGUGACGCCCACUUUGGGUUCCGCCAGGGCCACUCAGCUCCUGACCUCAUUGCAGCCUGGGCUCAAACAUGGACUAAAGAGCUGAAUUCCAGAGGGGAGGUGAGAGUGACAGGUCUUAACAUCAAGGUUGCAUUUGACUGAGUGUGGCAUCAGGUCAGUGGAGUCCGGGGAAAACAUCACUGGUUGGCAUCACGUGGUACAAAGGGAGGUGUUCCGGAUUGUUGGAGGUCGGCCAUCUCAAUUCCAGAGCAUCUCUUCAGGAUUUGCUCAGGGUCGUGUCCUAGGUACAAUCAUUUCCAGCUGCUUCACCAACAACAUUCCCUCCAUUACAUGGUUAGAAGAUGCGGAUAUUCACUGAUGACCGUGCAAUAUUCACCACCAUUCAUGACUCUUCAGUGGAAGAACUCAGUCAGGUGAUGGCAUCAGCAGCAGCAAGUAUGCCCAACAUGGACUCAUGGCUUUCAGCGAGAUGGCACUGUGUGGACCCGUGGUCGUUGGCAAGUAGGUCCAGCCUGGAUUUGUGGUGGUCAGCGAGUGGGCCCAGAUUCACGCAGGUGAGUUUGGGCCCAGAAUGAGACCCUGCAACAUCGGCAGUAGCUUCAUUGGCGAGGUGGGCCUGAAGCAGUCUCAUGCUGGUAGUGGACUUGAGGUUGGGCCAAUGUGGUAUCUGGUGGCAUCGGUGGAUUCUGCACUGGUGAGGCCCAGUGAAGACUCAUAGUGGCAAGGGCGUCGGUGGAGGUGAGAUGGUGUCGGAGUGCCAAUGGCAGCGUGGCAAAGGGACUUGUGGCUGGCCACCAGGCCCAUGGCCCAUUGUGGAGCACUUAAUGAGAAGGACUGUAAAGAUGAACACUUUUUCUUUAUUUCUUUAUUCUUCUGCCAUUAUAUUCUAUGUUUGGUUUAUUUUUCUGCGUUUUAAGGUGGCCCCAGAGACUG
Messenger RNA from Stegostoma tigrinum, 4019 nucleotides. RefSeq names its product endogenous retrovirus group PABLB member 1 Env polyprotein-like. The coding region runs from base 1355 to 2395 and encodes 346 amino acids. The transcript has 3 exons. NCBI's taxonomy places the organism in Eukaryota, Metazoa, Chordata, Chondrichthyes, Orectolobiformes, Stegostomatidae. The record is from RefSeq and is a predicted model, not a curated record.